This is a messenger RNA of Synchiropus splendidus (mandarinfish), 1668 nucleotides long. RefSeq names its product tandem C2 domains nuclear protein. Lineage: Eukaryota; Metazoa; Chordata; Actinopteri; Syngnathiformes; Callionymidae. The transcript is spliced from 12 exons. Gene Ontology annotation, cellular component: nucleus. The record is from RefSeq and is a predicted model, not a curated record. The coding region runs from base 1 to 1635 and encodes 544 amino acids.
AUGUUGACAGCUGUGAUGAUGAUGAUGAUGAUGAUGAGUGGAGUAAAUAACAGGCUGUUCAGGGAAGCAAACACAUUCUCGACGGGAAGAAGAGAGGGAGAGAAGAGAGGGAGGAGGGGAAAGCGGAGUCCACCUCCUGAGCAGACUGGCCUCCCUCCUCACUGCUGCCAGGACUCUGCACCGGACAACACCAGCUUCUGUCUCAGCCUCAGUGAAGACUUUCCAGCGGGAGCCAUGGAGUGUCUGAAGAACUGCUGCAAGAACCUGAUGAGGAGGCGGCAGAAGGAGUGUGAGACUCAAGUGAUCAAUCUGAAGGUGCCUCCCAUCACGGCGGCGGUGACCAGCGGCGAGAGGAGGAGGCCGUCCGAUGACUACCUGCUGUCCAAGCUGCCCCCGGACGGCCGGGACGUUCCCUUCGUGCUCCCAACAUUCCGAGCUUCCUACAUCCAGCCCAGCGGCGCGCGCUUCCCCAGCCUGCAGUCCGGACCACAGAGCUCCGCCAGGAGCACGUAUGCUGAGAGGAAAGCGGAGCUGGCAGGGGCAGAUCGCUUCACCUUUAACCCUGAGUCCUGCCUGCAUCCUGGUCAGCUGACCGACUACGUCUCCCCCGGGUCCGCUCGCCGCAACACUCUCAAGAUACAGCACCUGCGAGGGCCAGGCUUGACUCUGACUGACGGCCAUCAGCGACUCUGCAGCUCCAUGUUUGACCUCAGCAGCCCACAGAGCGACAUGAAGCGCUUCAGUUCAACGUCCAGCGUCUUCAGCGGCGUGUCCUCCACCCAGGGCUCGGUGGAAAGCAGCCUGGACUCCAUCACUCUGUCCGGGGACGAGCAGGAUUUGGGGAAAGUGUGUGUUCGACUGAGCUACCAGGAGGCCGUGGAGCAGGUUUGGAUCACGCUGGUGCAGUGUUCAGAGCUGAGCGUCCCAGCAGACGGCCCGGACCUGCAGAGGAUCGGACUCAAAGGCAUCAUCACAGUUCCCAAGCCCAUCCAGUUCAAGAGCUCAGUCAAGGACUGUGGCCAGGAGGUGUCUUUCAUGGAGACGUUCGUGUUCCCAGUGCCUCUGCAACUGCUGCUGGGCCGGGUCUUACUGCUGCGUCUGCAAACCCACCUGCCCAAGACCCGCACGGUGGCUGAGGGGGCCCUCUCGCUGCGAGACCUCGGUCCUGAAGAGAGGGAGCACUGGCUGGUCCUCAGUCCUCCAUCCAAGUCCUCGGUGAGUCACUCUGAGCUUCACCUCACCACCUGCUUCCAGCCGGUCAACGGCCGCAUCCAACUUCAAGUCCUCGCAGCCCAAAACCUCCCGCCGUCUGCAUCGCCACUCUCUCAAGGGUUCUUCGUCAAGGCAGAGAUGCACCAGCUGGGACCAGUGACUAAGAAGAAGACGCGUGUCCUGAAGGCCUCGGCGGGUCAGUGUACGUGGACGGAGACCUUCCACUUCCAGCUGGUGUCCUUCGAUCAGGCGUGUUCUCUGUCUGUCAAGCUCUACAGUCGCAGCUCCCUGAGGAGGAAACAGUGUCUGGGGCAGAUCCAGCUGGGAUUCGACAGUUCGGCUCCAGAAGCGGUGGCGCAGUGGACGGACAUGAUGGCUCACCCUGAGAAGGUGGUGGCGGUUUGGCAUCGACUGAGCCACUGAGUCGUCCACUGGAACUUUGAGUCACUUGUAGUG